AUGGACAACGACUCAACAACGAUAUCCAGAGCCCGUGCAGAAGUAAAACCUGACCUACAAAAGCAAUAUGAUAGAAAUCACCUUCUCAAGGACUUUACCAAUAAACUGUAUGAUCUCAGGAAAGCAAGGAAUUUCAAGGAGCCCACACCAAAAACAAUUGCACACUUAUCGAAAUGUUUUCGAUACUGUGUAUCACAACAUCAGGAAGAUGCGGAUAAAAUGAAGACAAAUUUAUUGGCACUAGGUAAACAUGUAUUUGGAGACCAUUCUUAUUGUGGUUCAUGGUGUGAAUAUUUGCAGAACCCACUAAAGUACAAACCCAAAAACCUACCCUACAGCAGGUACCUUUGUGAUGAAAAUUUAAAGACUUCCGUUAUGGAUUUGCUGAAUAAAUACGCAAGUGAAGCUGAUAAGUUAACCCAUUUAGGUAGUUCUCAGCCUAACGAGAGUCUGAACAAUACAGUUUCCAGCAAGGCACCUAAAGCCAACUUCUACUCUGGGUCACAGAGCAAUGACUAUCGAGUUGCAGCCGCCAUUGCCCAAAAAAACCUGGGUUAUGGAUAUGUUUCUGAAGUGUGUCAGUCUGUGAUGUUAUCUCCUGGAGAAAUUACCAAAAAAGUUUCAAAGGAUUAUGACCAACAGAGAGAGAAG
This is a messenger RNA of Saccostrea cuccullata (small rock oyster), 651 nucleotides long. RefSeq lists its product as uncharacterized. NCBI's taxonomy places the organism in Eukaryota, Metazoa, Mollusca, Bivalvia, Ostreida, Ostreidae. The transcript has 2 exons. The annotation marks the transcript as partial. The record is from RefSeq and is a predicted model, not a curated record.